AUGGAGAAACAUGAUUGUAGUUUGGCUCUGGUGUUGCUGGUUAAGCAAAGCCUCCCCAGGCGGCGGCUGCUGUUGAUUGCUGCUGCUGAAGUUGUGCUUGAUCUGUUCUUGUUUCUCUGGAGAUGCUGGUGGUGGUGUUACAACUGUUUGCUGGUGGCCAAAGGAACAACUGUGUGUUCCCCUAUAUGUGACCUCAAAGAUGGGAAACAACUAGCACUAUUAGCCACCACCAAACAUUCAGCUUCUGCAGAACUUUAAGGCCUAGAAGAAGCAAGGAACUCACCUCUUCUUGCAGGCAUCAAUGGGGGCUUGAUUAUCCUUGAUUCCAUCAAAAUCCUCGCUCCUAGGACUUCCAUUCAUAGACAAUGGAGAUUCAGGAACCCCCGAACCAGAACCAGAACCAGUAGCUGCAGCAGCUACUGUUGCAGUAACAGCAGCAGCUUGCGGAGGUUGCUGUCCAACUGGUCCACUCCAAUUGAGAAUCAGCAGAGCCUUCUCAUAAGAAGACAAGAUCCUCUGCACUAAACUCUCUGCAUUCUCAACUGAAGGUGUCCCCUUGAGAUGAAAGCUCAGCUGUCUUGCAACUUCCAUCCCUUGGAUUAGCUCAUUCACCAGUGCUCUCUGCUCCCAGCUCCACCCUCCUCCCUCCAUUGAUCUUUUUUUUCCCCGGCAACCCAAUUUCUUACGAACCAGUCAAUCUCCAACAGAAACAAAUAAACAAGCAGCAGCUUCAGCAGCCUUCGAGCAUAAUCUAGAGUUCAGCCACUUGGUUCAUCGGAAGGCAAAGCUUCAAGCUUUUGCAGAAUGCUGUUGUCAGAGAAUUGGGAUGACCAGAGUUGGUAAUACGAUUCAGGAAGAGUGCCCAAUACCAUGGAAGUAACUUGAGUGAGAAGUAAGAACCAGAAAACAGCAAUGGGUAGCAGAAAGUUUGAAUCUUUUUUUGUUUCUGCUUGGUGGGUUUGGGAGAUGAGAAGGGAUCCAUGAGCUAUAUAUACAUAUACACAUGGGGUUACUGUUGGAAGUUUGAAUAUUUGACUGUGGAGAGAAACCGAGUUAUUUUAUUCAAUUCUCGGACUAGUCUUUGAUAACCCAGAAGGGGAUAUUGAAGAACUUGUCUGAGUGUGUAUGUGGUAGUGGUAGUGGUAGAGGAGAGAGAUUUGGAGGAUUUGGAAGGUCCAAAGUGAAAGAAGUGCUGACCAAUUCAAAACCCUUGCAGCACUUCAAGAUUGGAGAAAAUUGGAGUCUUCUUCCUUUUGAUUCCUUUGGUUUUUCUGGUUGGUUUCCUUAUUUGUUAGUUGGGAGGGUGAAUGAAUGCUUGAAGCUUGGACUUGAAAGGUAGAUAAGGACUAAAUAGAGUAGUAAAGGGGAGAAAGAAAAGUGGGGUUUAUGAGAAAAUUCAAACCAAGAUUACGCGUUGGCAUAGUUUUAUAGUUUAUGUGGGUGUGAUUGGG
Linum tenue is the source of this 1451-nucleotide messenger RNA. The record is from the annotation of a GenBank genome assembly. Lineage: Eukaryota; Viridiplantae; Streptophyta; Magnoliopsida; Malpighiales; Linaceae.